CCAGCAGCCGCAGCUCCGCCACCAGGGUCCGCCCCGAGGCCCCAGGCCUCCAUCCUCCUCCUUUUCCCCAGGCGAGGCUGCUGCUGCUGAGGUGGCCAUGGCGGCGGAGGGGGCGACGAGGCGGCGGUUGCCCUCCCUCAGGGCGCCGUUGCCGGCCGUUUUCUGCCUCUUGGCGGCUGCUGGGGCGAUGAUGAUGGCGGCUGAGGCGGCGUCGGAGUCCGCCUCCUCGCAGGGCUGGGGCGACGAGAAGUGCCACUACUACGCCGGGGGAGAGGUGUACCCCGGCGAGGCGGGGAGGGUGACCGUCAAGGACCACUCGCUCCACCUCAGCAAGGCCAAGAUUUCUAAACCUGCACCUGACUGGGAAGGAACAGCAGUCAUCAAUGGAGAGUUUAAAGAGCUGAAAUUGACAGAUUAUGAAGGAAAAUACCUUGUUUUCUUCUUUUAUCCUCUUGACUUCACAUUUGUGUGUCCAACGGAGAUAAUUGCCUUCAGUGACAGAAUUGAAGAAUUCAGAUCAAUAGGUGCUGAAGUAAUUGCUUGCUCUGUAGAUUCACAGUUCACUCAUUUAGCAUGGAUUAAUACACCACGAAAACAAGGAGGACUUGGACCUUUAAAGAUACCACUUCUUUCAGAUUUGACACACCAGAUUUCAAAAGAUUAUGGUGUAUAUCUAGAAGACCAAGGACAUGCUCUUAGAGGCCUGUUCAUUAUUGAUGACAAGAAAAUUCUUCGACAAAUAACUAUGAACGAUCUUCCUGUUGGAAGAUCUGUGGAUGAAACUCUUCGUCUAGUGCAAGCAUUCCAGUACACUGAUAAACAUGGAGAAGUUUGCCCUGCUGGUUGGAAGCCGGGCAGUGAAACAAUAAUUCCGGAUCCUGCAGGAAAACUGAAGUAUUUUGGUAAAGUCAACUAACUGCAUUUUUCCUAAAACUCAACAACUAAGAAAUUGUUAAUAAAGUUCUGUUACUUUUGAUAA
Messenger RNA from Sceloporus undulatus (fence lizard), 979 nucleotides. It is a transcript of the gene PRDX4, whose product is annotated as peroxiredoxin 4. Gene Ontology annotation, biological process: cell redox homeostasis; hydrogen peroxide catabolic process; cellular response to stress. The record is from RefSeq and is a predicted model, not a curated record. NCBI's taxonomy places the organism in Eukaryota, Metazoa, Chordata, Lepidosauria, Squamata, Phrynosomatidae. Gene Ontology annotation, molecular function: thioredoxin peroxidase activity. The transcript has 7 exons. Bases 98 to 916 code for a protein of 272 amino acids. Gene Ontology annotation, cellular component: cytosol; endoplasmic reticulum.